UUGAUCGAAUUUAGUUGACGAAGUGUUGAGAACCUGAACGGAUUUGUUAACUAAGUUGACGGCGGCGCGCAUCUACAAUAAGCAACAAGAACAAGAAAUAGUAAAACAAUAGCAAUUGUGGGGUGGGAAAAAAGCGCAAGUGAUAUCCAACGAACGGUCUAUGGAACAUUAUGUUGCCGUAUAAAACAACACUCUGGCUGCUACUUAUCUCUGGUUUAGCGCAAAGGAUUUGUGCUGCAAGCAAGGACUAUAUCGAUCUACUCGAACUGCCGGACAACGAUGAAUUUCUGUGGGGUCGACACGACAAUGAAAAUGCAUACAACGUAGCACAUUCGAGCGCUAACGGAUCUAAUAGUACAGCAGAGGGCGGAGGCAGUGGGGAUAUUUUGAUGCGUCACAUAUUGAAGAAGCGACAAGUGAUUUUUCAAGAAAAUAAAGACUAUGGUGAAUGCCGUACGGCGCUGGGUGAAGUGGGUCGCUGCCGACACCCACUUUACUGUCGUUUGCCGGAGUUGAAGAAUGAUGUUUGGCGUUUGAUCUCGCAGCUGUGCAUAAUCGAACAAUCCACCAUCGGUGUGUGUUGCACGCAACAAACCGAGUCGCGCUCCAGUCCACAAGUAAUUAGCGAUGUUAACGGUAAUGGCUUGGACGAGGCGCGUAUUGUCAACAAACCCGAGCAACGUGGUUGUGGUCUGACUACUAAACAAUUUCCACGCAUUACUGGCGGUCGGCCGGCCGAGCCCGAUGAGUGGCCAUGGAUGGCCGCGCUUAUACGUCCGGGUUUACCGUAUGUGUGGUGUGGUGGCGUGCUCGUCACAGAUCGUCAUGUGCUCACGGCUGGACAUUGUGUGCAUAAAUUUCAGAAGGAAGAUAUUUUUGUACGUUUGGGUGAAUAUAAUACGCAGCUGUUGAAUGAAACGCGCGCACGCGAUUUUCGCAUUGCUAAUAUGGUGAUUCAUAUCGAUUAUGAUCCGUUGACUUAUGAGAAUGACAUUGCGUUGUUGCGCCUGGAUCGUGCGACACUCUUCAACACCUACAUUUGGCCAGUUUGCAUGCCACCGGUGGGACAGAGUUGGGAGGGUCAGGUUGGUGUUGUGACCGGUUGGGGUACACAGACAUUUGCCGGUCCACAUUCGGAAAUACUAAUGGAGGUCUUGCUUCCCAUUUGGCGUCUUUCCGAUUGCCGUAAUGCGAUGGUUGAACGCAUUCCCGACACUAUGAUGUGCGCUGGUCGGCGUGAGGGUGGUCAGGACUCGUGUCAAGGUGAUAGCGGUGGUCCGCUCCUCGUGCAAUUGCCAAAUCGUCGCUGGGUUACAGUUGGUAUUGUCUCUUGGGGUGUACGUUGUGGCGAGGCAAAUCGUCCUGGCAUGUAUACGAGUGUUAACCAUUAUAUGCAUUGGAUACUAGAGAACUCGGAUAUUUAGUGCGAUUGAAAAUAACUAUGUUGCAUCCUUAAAAAGCCGUUUAUUAAAUAAAAUGUUUGUUUAAUA
Ceratitis capitata (Mediterranean fruit fly) is the source of this 1490-nucleotide messenger RNA. Its product is annotated as proclotting enzyme. NCBI's taxonomy places the organism in Eukaryota, Metazoa, Arthropoda, Insecta, Diptera, Tephritidae. Gene Ontology annotation, molecular function: serine-type endopeptidase activity. Gene Ontology annotation, biological process: proteolysis. The record is from RefSeq and is a predicted model, not a curated record. Bases 171 to 1424 code for a protein of 417 amino acids. The transcript has 6 exons.